Messenger RNA from Aspergillus niger, 273 nucleotides. RefSeq lists its product as hypothetical. NCBI's taxonomy places the organism in Eukaryota, Fungi, Ascomycota, Eurotiomycetes, Eurotiales, Aspergillaceae. The coding region runs from base 1 to 273 and encodes 90 amino acids. The transcript is spliced from 2 exons. The record is from RefSeq and is a predicted model, not a curated record.
AUGGCCUGUAAGGUGGGCACAGCUUUUCCGAGCCAGGCUAUAGGGAAAGAUGGUAGGUGCACGAUCGAGCUUAUGUCAGUCAGGCCGAGGACGGUACAGGACUCGAACGGAACCAAGGAUCCUACUUUGUUAGUCAGAGUUCAUGCUAAUGAAGCGUGGAUCGGGACCAUUAGAGAGCGAAGCUUACAGCGGUUUUCCCGCGGACGUGAAGGCGAGUUUGAAUGUAGUGUUUUAGUUGAGCGCGAUGAUAUUACUCCACCGGCUUCGGCUUGA